Musa acuminata subsp. malaccensis (wild Malaysian banana) is the source of this 1287-nucleotide messenger RNA. RefSeq lists its product as uncharacterized. The record is from RefSeq and is a predicted model, not a curated record. NCBI's taxonomy places the organism in Eukaryota, Viridiplantae, Streptophyta, Magnoliopsida, Zingiberales, Musaceae.
ACCCUAAGAAUCAAUGCACAGAGAGAACAAUCCAUCACACUCUUCCCUUAAAUGUGUCACAACCUCACUCGGAGCCUCAAUUAAUGUGCAAUUAGUGGACGAAAGAGAUGGGUGGUAUUUGCGGCACGAAGAUUAAAGAAACCGACGCAGCGGCUCACCUGAUGACGCCACGUCUUCGUCGCAACGGUAACCCCCAUCUCUCUCUCUCGCUCGCUCUCUCCCUCUUUAUUCCCACCAAACUCGCUCGCCUUCCGAACUCUCUCCCUCAAACUUCGCAUCCUUUCCUUGACAAACCCCAACCCUCGCUGUGUAAUUUGCAUUAGCAGUACUGCUCGUCUGUGCAAGGCGGAACAACGAGUGGCAUGCCACGGUCUUGACCGAUCCAAAGGCUCCGGCAACCAUCUCCGUAGAUCCUCUUCUCUCGGAUCCAUGGCGAGGCAACCGAGGGAGGAAACGGACUCCAAAGCACAGCUGGUGAGGGAGAUCUGCUCCACCGGAUCCAUGUUCGCCGCCUGCACGCACCGCCGAAGGCCACCCGCAUUCGUCGACUGGUAUCUCGUUCUCGGAGUCGAUGAGGAGGAGAAGGUGGACGCCAUCCGCAAGCGCUACCGUCAACUUGGUAGGGCACGAGACUUGGCUCGAGCACUGUGUUUGAUUUGUGUCCGCAUGCUUUGCUCUUCUGGAAACGAUAACGUGUUCACUGACUUUUGUCUCCUCGGUGGCGAUGAUUUUGUUGCAGCACUGCAGCUUCAUCCCGACAAAAAUAAGCAUCCCAAGGCCGACGUUGCAUUCAAGCUUGUGUCAGAGGCAUAUGAAUGUCUUUCUGACAAAGCCAAAAGGAAUGCCUUCAAUUCCCAGAGGUGGAGCAACUUGUGCAAGGAAUGCUACAGGAGAUCUCGGAGCAAGGAGCAUGUUCACAGGCAGAGAUGCUGGCAGUCCACAGGACAAGCAAGUUCAUAUAAAGUGAUGAACAACUUGAGACAGAUGCAGAAGAGAUUUAGAGAGGAAUGUGAAGUGAUAGAGAGUUGCAUGAGAGCCAACCAAUCAUACUGGAAAGAGUCCCCAGUCUUCAGUCCAUAUGAACAACUGCUGUCAUCCCCGGGCUAUCCUCACUCCAGAGGAGCCACCCUGGAGAAGCCAAUGAGCAGCAGCCAUUGGCAAGCUCGAGACCAGUGUGGCAGAGGUGCAGGCUGUGAGUCCCCCAUUUAUGAGAUCAGGAAACACAACUAUCCAAGGAGUAGGAGCUUCUGCUUUAGGUUCUGAUGCAGCUUUGUCUGCAUACUCUGU